AUGCCAGUGACCGUUACAUUCAGAACUCUCACUCAACAAAACUUCAACCUCGAGCUGAAUGAGGAACAAACCAUCGCCGAAGUGAAAGCACAAGUCGCAUCAGGACGUGGGGAUGAAUACGCUCCAGAAUUGCAGAAAUUGAUCUGGAACGGAAAAGUUCUUGAUGAUUCUCAAAAAGUUGGAGACAUUGGAUUCGAUGGAACAAAGUUUGUAGUCGUGAUGCUUGCCAAAAAGAAGGCACCAGUCGUUACACCAGCCCCUGCAGCUACUCCAGUUCCAGCUUCUGAGCCUGCCGCUACUUCUGCCGCACCAGCUCCAACCCCAGCACCAACCGCCGAACCUGCUGUAGCUGCACCUGCCGCUGAACAGCUCACUGCGGAUCAAGAAGAAAGCGUGAAUGCCAUCACAAGUAUGGGAUACGAUAGGGAGCAGACUACCGCCGCUCUUCGUGCUGCUUUUUGGAACCCCGAACGCGCGGUUGAGUUCCUUCUCAAUGGAAUUCCAGAUGAUAUUGUCAACCAAGAGCCAGGAUUUGGACUUCCGGAACAAAACGCCGAUAAUGCGGACGAGGAUGUUAACGAAGACCUUGACAUGCUUGCUAACAUGCCACAGCUCGGUGAAAUCAGAAACAUGAUUCAACAGAAUCCAGAGAUGCUUGCUGCUGUACUCCAACAGUUGGCUACCGUGAAUCCGAGACUUGUACAGGUAAUCCAAAACAACCAGCAAGCUUUCAUGGAUCUUUUGAACCGAGGAGGACCAGCUGGAGGAGCUGCGGCAGGUGGGAACGCUGGAAAUGCCGGCGAGAGAGGAGGGCAGCGUCGUCACGUCAUUCAUCUCAGCCCAGAAGAAGCUGAAGCUAUCGCUAGAAUCAAGGCUAUCGUCUCGCAUGCUCCAGAAGCGGUUGUUGUUGAGGCUUAUUUCGCUUGCGACAAAAACGAGGAAGCUGCUAUCAACUUCAUCUUCCAAUCAUUCAAAUGUCUUGAUUGCCUCCCCGAUUGCCCGUUUGUCUAUAUAUUAAAAGAAGAAUCCCCAUUCAGUUUCUCAAACUGUUUGUCACUCGCUACCGGUAGGAUGCCGGGCAAAAUAAGCGAAGAAGCAAUGCAGGAACAGGCUGAAAGAGCUGAAUAUGUUAAAAACAUUGGAAUUGAAUACAGGUUCGGAUGUUACGAAGAGAAACGACCAGAGUCCUGCCAAUUACUCGGAGAGUACAUGGAAGCUCUUCAACAAAACUUCUCAGCAGCGCUUGCUAUUUUCAAAAAGAAUUGCGAUGAGUUCAGUUAUCCAAAGUCUUGUUUCAAGUAUGGAAUGUAUAUGUUAGCCGGAAAAGCAGGCGACGAUGCAAACCUUUCAAAGAUGAUUCGACCGAUGAAAAUCGCCUGUGAUGCUAAUAUCCCACAAGGCUGUCGUUACUUGGCUUUGGUUCACUGGAAUGGAGAAAAAGAUCGGAAGGCAGAUUCAGAGAAAGCUGAAAGAUAUAUGAGGCGGGCUUGUGAACUGGAAGACGGUGAAGCAUGUUGGCUGCUAAGCACAUGGUACAUGGGUAAUAAGGAGAAGUUCAAGACGACUGCUUCUGGAGAAGCCAAGGAGCUCGACCGAUCAGACCUUGGCCAAUUGUCACGUGAUAUGGAAAAAAGUCUUCAAUAUGCAAUUCGAGCAUGUGACCUAGAUAUUCCUCAAAGUUGCGCAAACGUUUCGAGAAUGUUCAAAUUGGGAGAUGGCGUUCCAAAGGAUUUGGAUCAAGCGAAAAAGUAUGCGGACCGAGCGAAAGAGAUUAUGGAUGUAAUGCGAUCCAACGAUACCAGUGCUGGAUUUACUGCAUAG
Molecule: messenger RNA, 1821 nt
Organism: Caenorhabditis briggsae
Lineage: Eukaryota; Metazoa; Nematoda; Chromadorea; Rhabditida; Rhabditidae
Exons: 7
Coding region: 1-1821 (606 amino acids)
Biological process (GO): proteasome-mediated ubiquitin-dependent protein catabolic process; nucleotide-excision repair
Cellular component (GO): mitochondrial intermembrane space
Molecular function (GO): protein binding; damaged DNA binding
Source: RefSeq, a predicted model, not a curated record